Messenger RNA from Thlaspi arvense, 1345 nucleotides. NCBI's taxonomy places the organism in Eukaryota, Viridiplantae, Streptophyta, Magnoliopsida, Brassicales, Brassicaceae. The record is from the annotation of a GenBank genome assembly.
CAAAUUUCAAAUUCCGUUGGAACUAUUGUAUUAAUCAGGCUUGGACCUUUGUAUUAAAAGGCUUCGGUUUCAUAUAAAGAGGCUCGUCAAAGAAAUAGAGAAAGAAGCCCACAUAAAACACAAUGGACGAUGAACAAGAGCAGCACUUGAAGGCAGCUUUUGGCGAUUCAUCAGAUGAUGAUGAACAACAACACCUCGCCGAUCGGCCGGAGAAAGAAACUCCAGCGAUCGGAGAUUCGACGGAAUGGGAGCGAGUUGAGGAUAUCGAUGGUCUAUGGCUCUGCAGAAACUUUCUCUCUGUUCAUCAUCAGUCUGAUUUACUCUCCGCCAUUCUAAAUGAAGGUUGGUUCGUUGAAGAAUCUAUCAACCAGGCGAUGAGAUUUGGUGAUCUUCCUUCAUGGGCAACAGAAGUAUCUGAUCUCAUACGCGAGACUGUUGAAUCUGUUGAUCUCCCACUGUUGCCUGCUGAUUUACUGUGGAGAGAACCUCUUUUCGACCAGCUCAUUGUCAAUUUAUACCAACCAGGUGAGGGGAUCUGUGCACAUGUUGAUCUGCUGCGUUUUGAAGAUGGAAUUGCCAUUGUUUCUCUGGAGUCACCUUGCGUGAUGCGGUUCAGUCCUGUAGAAGAAAAGGAAGAAGAUGAAGGUGUGGUGGAUGUUUUGUUGAGCCCAGGAUCUCUCAUUCUCAUGUCUGGAGAUGCUCGGUAUCGAUGGAAACACGAGAUUAAUCGAAAGCAGAUCGGGUUUCAGGUAUGGGAAGGAAAAGAAAUUGAUCAGAAACGAAGAAUCUCCAUCACCUUGAGAAAGCUAUGUCAAGCUUAAACUGUGACUAGCUAAAUUUAUGUCAUCUUUUUGUGUGUGUGUAUGAUUUAAUUAAUAAGAACUUUUAGUCCUCACAAGAGAAGCUGUAAAUUAUGUUUUGCUGCCAGAAAAUCAAAGAACCUGUAGAAGUUACCAAUGGCAGCUUCCAAGGCUUUGAUGAUACCAACCGCAGCUUCCCUUUUGGACAAGACGGCAACCAAUCGCAGCUUCCCUUUUGGACAAGACGGCAACCAAUCGCAGCUUCCCUUUUGGACAAGACGGCAAUAAUACAAAUUUUAUUAGGCUGUCGGGAUUUCGGUUUGGUUAUAUGGCAAAAAAAGAAGAAGUAGAUUUUGGUUUGGUUACAAGUUUUGGGUUUAGAAAUCAAGUUCUAGUUAGUUUGAGAGUCUAGGGACCAAAGUUUAAGAUCUUCAAUAUUUGUCUUUUGAUGAAAUCAGUUUUCUUUAUAUAAUAAAUAUGGAUGAACUUUUAGGUUUUUACUUUUGACAAUUAUGUAGAAUCCAAACCAUUGAACAAAGAAAAAG